CUCGAGCUUGAAGCACUCACACGAGCGGACGUGGAUAUGGAACUUUACUUUCAAGCACUGCAAUGUGUCUUUGAUGUGAUGGGAACAUCAGAGAACGGUCUUGAUAUAAUCCUUUACUACAUCAGCAAGCUUCAGGACUUUCCAGAGAUGCACUUUCAGGCACUGAAGCGGCUUCUGAGAGCGAAGAUCGCCGAUUCGAGUCCAGAUUGCCAGGAUCAGAUACUUGAGCAUGUCCUUGUCAGACUUGUCAGUGUCCUGACAGGUUCACAUUUUCCUUCCCAAGCGAGCCUGCAGCAUUUCAGAGAGCUUGCGGAGCAUCUGAAGCAUCACAAGCAAGCAGUCAGCGAAGAUGCGCAACAGGGAUGCCUGAUGAUGACAUGGAGAUACAUAAACCGAGCCAUAUCCGACCAAGAUGUACUAUCCGCGCAACAAUGGUGCCUUUUCAUGCUCGAACAGCCUGUCAUAUCACUAUCAUCUAAUAAUAAGGCUAAGUUGUUCAGAAAACUUCUUCUUUGUGCUUCCGAUGAACUGAGCAUAGCCGCAGCGGAUACUAUUUUCAACCGACUGCCUGAAGAAUGCAAAACUUGUCCGCCAACAUUAUAUUUAAUGUACAAGUUGGCUCUACGAGACAGUGUAUCGACUUCUGGUUCUGUGUACCUUCAAUCACUGUUCAAAUCCACGAAGGAGUCAAUAUAUAUCAUUGCCUGUAUAGCGGAGGCAUUUCGACAUGGAAAGAUAAACCAUGCAAGGCAAUGCAUCCAGCAGAUUCUGUUGAAUGAGAAGGACAAUCGCUUCAAUAAGAAGCCUGGUCGAUUGCUACAGUCUAUGAUCCUUUACUUCGUCACGGAGCUCGAUGUCUGCGAUCACAUGGAUGAACAAAUAGCUGAUGCAAUCAUAUCUGUCUUUGAACUAGCACUAAAAAUCAAUCUCAACCAGAUGCAAGCAGACACCUUGAGCAUCAGCGAAUUAAAAUGGCUGGCAAAGAAGAGCUACAACACCGCGCUGAGGAUGAGCGACUCGACACAAACGGAACGUGUUCUGAACCUCAUCGAACUAUCUAUUAAGUUCACAACUCUACAUGGACAACAGACCCCUCUCAGCAACUUGAACAACCACUACCUUCUCUGCGAGUUUUUCAAAACAGCCAAGCACAUCUCUAUUGCACGCCAGACCUCAAACCCGACAUGCAUGCAGACAAUCCACUACAGCGCAGCCCAUGAAUCCAGCUGCGCCUUCCAAGCCAACAUUAACUAUCUUCAUCACCUCUCAAGCUCCAACCCAAGCCCAGCCCGCAACAACCCCUCUCCCACCCCCAACGCAUGUCCAGAACCAAAUCCAAAUCCAACCGCCACCCCAUCAUCCACAAACUCAGCCAGCCAAUCAACCUGGCUGACCAAAUACCGCAUCGUCCUCGCCCUCGACCUAGAAGCCUCCCUCCACCUCACGAAUGACAACAACAGCGCGGGCAACGACAAAUGGGCCCACAUAACCCAGCUCAUCGAACUCUCCUCCCCAAUUCUCGACCACACCCUAAUCUCAAUCUACCUCGAUACGCUCCUCCGCGCCGAAUCACCCCUCACAUACAUCGUCCAAACGAUCAGGCACCUAAUCCGGACAAUCCACACCUCCCCAUCCCCCUACCUAGACCACCCAACCCUCAACACCAACCUCCCCCGCUACCUGCGUGUGCUGUACCAGCUUUCCCUCGAGACCAAGGACCCUUCAACCGCAGAAUCAGUGCUCGACCAGGUCGUGGUCCUCAUCCGGGACUGGAAAACGAAAUACCCAGCCGAGGAACUGCGGUGGAUGGCGUCGGUGGCGUUCAACCGGGCGGUGGAUUUCUACCUGGUGGCGGAGGAAGGGGCGUGUCGACGGUGGGCGGGGAAGGCGAUUGCGGUGGCGGAACUGAUGGCCGGGGAGGAUGGCGGUGCGUUGGGGCGGUCUUUGCGGGGUCGAUUUGGGAAGUUGAGUGUUGGGCUCGGGGAGGAGGGAUGAAUCGCCGCAGGGUCGGGGGGUGUGUUGUCACGGUGGAUGGGUUCAUGGCAGGAGCAAUGGAUCCAAAGUGGGUGCGUAAGGCUGGUCUACGGUUCAGUAUGCUUGCGAUGGGAGGAGAUUAUGGUAUUGAGGACGGAGGAGGACGACACGAUCAUACGCUAAAGGCGUGAGCAUGUUAACAGAAUAAGAUUUGUCAUAGGCUCGGUCCGCUAGGGUAUUAUUUUGAGCUUAGCUAACAGAGCCAGGAAAGAGCAAUAGUAAGUAAGGUUGAUAGUGCCAGAGGGC
This is a messenger RNA of Aspergillus homomorphus CBS 101889, 2280 nucleotides long. RefSeq lists its product as uncharacterized. Lineage: Eukaryota; Fungi; Ascomycota; Eurotiomycetes; Eurotiales; Aspergillaceae. Bases 37 to 1995 code for a protein of 652 amino acids. Gene Ontology annotation, biological process: meiotic cell cycle; regulation of synaptonemal complex assembly. The transcript has 12 exons. The record is from RefSeq and is a predicted model, not a curated record.